Cololabis saira (Pacific saury) is the source of this 2241-nucleotide messenger RNA. It is a transcript of the gene nefla, whose product is annotated as neurofilament light chain a. Bases 78 to 2003 code for a protein of 641 amino acids. Gene Ontology annotation, cellular component: postsynaptic intermediate filament cytoskeleton; intermediate filament; cytoplasm. Gene Ontology annotation, biological process: neurofilament bundle assembly. Gene Ontology annotation, molecular function: structural constituent of postsynaptic intermediate filament cytoskeleton. The record is from RefSeq and is a predicted model, not a curated record. Lineage: Eukaryota; Metazoa; Chordata; Actinopteri; Beloniformes; Belonidae. The transcript is spliced from 4 exons.
CCUUUCACACACCUGCGCACCUCACACACAGACAUACCAACGAGAAGGAGAGAUACCUGUUCCUCCAGCACUCAGCCAUGAGUAGCCUCGGAUAUGACCCCUAUUAUUCUUCCUCAUUAUACAAACGCUGGUAUGUUGAGCCGCCUCCUCGUGGGGUGGUAACCAGAGCCAGGACCCACUCCACUUACUCUUCUCAUGCAUCCCCUCUGUCUGCCUCCCGUCUGCAGCAAUCCUCGCCUGGCCGGGUGCUUUUCUCCUCUUCCUCACCAGCCUCUUCCCUGGAGUUGGAACUCAGCCAGGCGGCCCAUAUCAGCUCUGAGUUCCGAGCAGUACGCACACAAGAGCGCGGCCAGCUGCAGGAGCUCAACGACCGCUUUGCAGGCUUUAUCGAGAGAGUGCGUGAGCUUGAGCAGCAGAAUCGGGCUGUGGAGGCUGAGCUGCUGCUGCUGAGGCAAAGGCACGCUGAGCCGUCCCGCCUCAGAGCACUGUACGAGCAAGAGGCAAGGUCUUUGAGGGCAGCAGUGGACGAUGCCAGGGCAGAGCAGCAGGCUGUCCUGGGCCAGAGAGACCGGCUAGAACAAACCCUUAGUGCACUGCAGGGUCGAUAUGAGGAGGAAAUGCUGGCCCGAGAAGAGGCUGAGGGCAAGCUGAUGGAGGCCCGUCGUGAGGCUGACCAGGCUGCCUUAGCAAAGGCAGAGCUGGAGAAAAGUGUUGACAUCCUGCUGGAGGAACUGGCCUUCCUCAAGAGGAUUCAUGAAGGUGAAGUGGCUGAACUCCAGGCUCAAGUCCAGCUAGGUGUCCAGGUAGCGGUAGAAUCUGAAGGUGCCGCUCCAGAUCUCUCUGGGGCUCUCAGGGAUAUCCGAUCCCAGUAUGAGAGGCUGGCAGCGAGAAACAUGCAGGCAGCAGAGGAGUGGUUCAAAGGGAAGGUGGGCUCCCUCACCGAAACUGUGGCCCAGCACAGCAACGCAGUGAGAAGCUCCAAGGAUGAAGCAGGAGAGUACAGGCGUCAGCUUCAGGGCCGCCUCCUGGAAAUUGAUGCAUGCAGAGGCCUCAAUGAAUCCCUGGAGAAACAGCUGCACGAGAUGGAGGAGAAGCAAAGUGCUGAGAUAGCUGCUAUGCAGGACACCAUUGCAGAGUUGGAGAGUGAGACGAGGGGAACUAAACAGGAAAUGGCACGCUACCUGAAGGAGUACCAGGAUCUUCUCAAUGUCAAGAUGGCUCUAGACAUCGAGAUUGCUGCAUACAGGAAGCUUCUGGAAGGGGAGGAGUGUCGCUUCAAUGUGGGGGUGCCCGGGGGAGUUUCCUCACGCUACAGCCACAGCUUGGCCACCCCUUUCUUUGCCCGGCCCAUUCUCUCCAGCAUGAGCUCCGGCACCUCCUACAUGAUGACAUCACGCCUCCUGAGCUCCAGUGUCAGCACGACUGAGGGGAUCAUCUCUGCCAGCCACGCCCAACAAGCAGAGGCAAGCCCACCUGGGGAGGAGCAGGAGGUAGAGGAGGAGGUAAAUGAGGAAGAGGAGGAGAAGAUACAAGAGGGAGGAGAGGAAACAGAGGAGAAAAAAGAAGAGGAGGAGGAAGAAGAGGGAGUAGAGGAAGAGGCUGAGAAAGACGAUGAAGAUGAAGUUAAGGAGGUAGAUGAGGAGGCUGAGGAAGGAGAAGAGGGGGGUGAAGGGGAGGAGCAGAAGGAAGAGGAGGAGGAGACCACUGAAGAUAAUGGGGAGAAAGAUGAGGGAGAAACAGCUGAUGUUGAAGAAGCACAAGAAGAAGAGAAAAUAGAGGAAGCUGGGGAAGACGACAAAGAUGAAGAAAAACAGCAGAAGGAAGAAGCUAAAAAGAGUGACGAGAAAGAUGAGAAAAUUGAUAUCAAGGAGGAAGAGAAAGCUGACGACAAAGAGGCUGCUCCAGAAAAAGAUGACAAAGCGGAUGUGAAAAAGAAGAAAGAUGAAGAAAAGACCAUCAAAACUGAGGCUGCUCUAGAAAAAAGCCCACAUGGUACAAAGUAACCUCAACAACAUUUGGUCAAGACAGUGCAAACCACUGCUCCAUAACCAGAAGAAACGUCAAUGCUGUCAAGUCUGCUUGUUCCCAUGGUGCUCAGAAAAACACUCCAAUAGCCAUUUACAGCAACAAAUCAAGGCUAACUGCUUCCCAAUAGCCAGAGAAAUCCCUAAAAAUCUGGUUGCACAAUUUCUGCCGACCGUAGUAUGUUUAAAUUCCGAAUGGAAAAGUGAGUGUGUGAGU